GUACUAUGUAAGAAAUAUUAGAAACCAACGAAAGAGACACAUGGGGAGCGGCGAGUCAGGGGUUCGUUAGGUUGGGUUAGAUGGGUUAGGUUAGGAUGUAGGUACCUACACUACCUCAUACUAGUACAACUCACCGCUAUCGCCGAGAUUUCUGACGAUAGUAACAAAAAAAAGUGCAAAGGCUGUGUGGCAAGUGGGUCUUAUUCCGGAUCCACCCCCGUUAAGCCUGUUCUAGGCCCCGAAGUCAUAAUCCAUCUCAUCUUUUUUUUUUCCUUAUGUUAUCUCAUAAUAAAACCCUCACUAGUCGCUCGUUAUCUUGAUAUUAUUCUAUUCCAUGCAUUGUUAGUCCAUCUCUCCUUUUUGUUUUCCUUAGGUCACCAAACCCACGACCGGGACAACGAGUCUGAAUUAGGACUCCAAUGAGCCCAGCGGGUCAUCCGCUGUCUCCCACGAGCAGCCUACCGCCAUUACGCUCAUUAACUACUCUCAAAGGAGAACAAAUAUUCUCGGCUCUAGACAACCUACAACAGCUGUAUUGUCCCGUCUCGUUAUCACGGGCGGUUAAAUCGCAACUCGAGCAUGGGAAACUUCACGAUGAUGUGCUAGCCCAGCCGGUGGAUUCCGGUUACGUCUCCGAAGACGAUACGGAUAUUGAGCACAUAGACUCAGAAUACGAUCUUGAUGAGCUGCGUGCCGAUGUUUUUGAGCGCAAUUUCGCCAUUCGGUGGUUGACAGCUUUGAUCGCCAGCGCGGAAGAGUUGCCCCUGGGCGAUGAAGACGAGCGCGAGCAGGCCGUCGACAAAGCUUCUUUUAUUCUCGCAUCAUUCACCAAGCUUACGGAUGAAGACGACGAAGAGGAUGCGGGAAUUACGCGAGAGUUUUCUUUCAAGCUGGCGCUGUCCCCUGAUGAGGGUUCUCUCAGGUCAAGGGAGUCCGAUAUCCCUCAGAAGGUCUCGAUAGACGUGCGCCUCAACGAUGCGCCACAGACCACUACCGACCAUACCGACGUCGGUCUACAGAGCUGGGGCGCAUCUAUCGUUUUCUCCGAACUACUAUGCGCGUCACCUGAGCGGUUUGGAUUUAGUCGAGAAGCUCUCGGCUCGUCUCCGCGUAUCAUUGAGCUUGGCGCAGGGACAGGGCUAGUUAGUCUUGUUCUCGACAAAGCGAUGCCUCAUCUUGGUAUGCCUGAUGCCACCCUCAUAGCAACAGACUAUCAUCCGGCUGUUCUUGAGAAUCUACAAUCCAAUGUUAGGCUUAGCAGGGCGAGAGUAGAGACAUGUCCUCUCGAUUGGUCAGCCCCUAUCUUGGAGGGACCGCUCAACCUAUCAGCAGACGUCCUGGUGGCAACCGAUGUGAUAUAUGCACAUGAGCACGCCGUGUGGCUACGCGACUGCGCAACACGCUUACUCGCGCCUAAGGGGGUGUUCUGGCUUCUCAUGACCAUACGCCCGAAUGGCCGUUUCGAAGCCGUGAUCGACUCUGUCGAAGCCGCCUUCAGAGGAUCACACCCCAAAGCCCCGGAUGGCCGAUAUCUUGCAAUUCUGAGCAUGGAGGGCGUUGAAAAGCGCCGCGGUGUUGGACGUGGAGACGAGAGCGGAUAUAAACUAUUUAGAAUUGGCUGGGCCUAGCCAAUAACCCGAAGUUAGACGGGCAUUAGAAUCAUAGAGCUACUAGAACUAUAGAGCUAGACGCAUGGGUAGAGUUAAAGCGUAGAGCGUUUAAGACCAUGGUAGAUUCGGCAUAGAGGCGUCUUUAGCACCUGGGUUUGUUUAAAUUUACGAUAAUAAUUCAUAGCUUAUGUUGACAGAGGAGAAACCAGGUUACUACUAUAUCUUUGUACUGUGUCGAAGGUAGUUUAUGCAUAU
Daldinia caldariorum is the source of this 1865-nucleotide messenger RNA. RefSeq names its product putative methyltransferase-domain-containing protein. The transcript has a single exon. Bases 420 to 1628 code for a protein of 402 amino acids. The record is from RefSeq and is a predicted model, not a curated record. Lineage: Eukaryota; Fungi; Ascomycota; Sordariomycetes; Xylariales; Hypoxylaceae.